ACGAAACCUAAGUCUCUGCGAAGUGCGAAGUAUCACAAGGGAAACGAUUUGGGAUUGAGAGGAAUGGCAAAAACAAAGCGUCAAAAUUCGAAACCUAAAAGACAGCCUCACGUCAAAAAGCAGGGAAAGGUGACUGAUAUUUCUCAGUUCCGUGCUCAGCUUGAUGCAUUGGGCCUAAAAAUCAACCAAGUGACUGCAGAUGGUAAUUGUUUCUUCAGGGCCCUUGCAGAUCAGUUGGAAGGAAAUGAAGAGGAACAUAAGAAGUAUCGCAGCAUGGUGGUAGAAUAUAUUUUGAAGAAUCGUGAAAUGUUUGAACCAUUUAUUGAGGAUGAUAUUCCAUUUAAUGAAUACUGCCAAUCCAUGGAAGAGGAGGGCACAUGGGCUGGACAUAUGGAAUUGCAAGCAGCUUCCCUUGUUACACAUAGUAAUAUAUGCAUUCACAGAAACAUGUCACCUCGCUGGUACAUCCGCAAUUUUGAUGAGCGUGGAGCUUGCAUGGUCCAUUUAUCCUAUCAUGAUGAAGAACACUAUAAUAGUGUGCGGUUAAAGGAAGACCCUUCUGGUGGACCAGCUAGGCCAAUCAUUAUCAAGGUGGAUGCAGAUCUUUCAGCAACAGCUCAUCAACCAAAAGCUGCAGUCACGCGGUCUAAAGGAGGAACUGGUGAGGAUAUUAUCCAUGCUGGAUCCAUCAAAAUGGUAAUGGGAGGAACUGGAUGUCAAGAUGCUGAAAAAGUCAAACAGAUUUUAGAACAAGUAUAUGGUGAUGUUGACCUCGCAAUAGAGCUUCUGAUAGCAGAAAAAGGAGCAGAAGAGUACUUGGUGCAAACUGAUUCACUCCAUGGUCAGUCAGAUACUUCCUAUGAUGAAGUUGUAGAUGGAAACUGUGAGCAACAUGACGAAGAACCCAUAGAGAAGACCGAUUUGAUAGAUGCCUCCAGUAAUAGUGUUAAAAGAAGUCAUGGUGAUAGUAGUUCCCAAUCAGAUGAUAAGAAGAUCUCAAGAAAUAAGGCCUGUACAUGUGGUUCAAAGAAGAAAUACAAAGCUUGUUGUGGAGCAGUCACUGGGAGAUCCUCUGCUAAGUUUGUAAUUAACCAAUCAGUUGAUUCCAGAAAGAAAAAGGAAUGGAAGCAAGGCAAGAAAGGUGGACCUGCUAAAGCUGCUGCACCAACCAGUGGAUCUGAUGGAGGGCCACCCGACAUGGGUGCGCUUUGUAUAUGAUCUUGAUCUGAGGGUAUAAUACCGCCUAUUGGGAUGCUCUACGAUUUUCCAUUUGUUGUGAAUUUAAUGGCUAUGGCGCUUGGUUUUUUUCCUCUUUCAACAGAAGAUAAUUUCUGCUUGCUCAAAAAGAGAGGAAUUAAUGGCAGCACAGUUAAUGUCGCUAAUGGAAAUCCAUUUCCUAAAAAAUGUGCUCCCAAGAUUAAUCAAGUUACAUAUUUACUUCGCUGUGAAGCUUCUGCACACAUGAAACUGGCUUGUCAGCCUACUGGCGUGCUCCAUACAAGGAAUGCCAGAUUACAAUGUUGUUACAUGUACACAUAGAUGAGAGUUACAUUAAAAUGUGGAAAAGCCAUGUUCACUAUUGAAAUGGGAUUCUGUAAUUAUGGGAUGCAAGACAUUUCACUGAACUUGAUUUAAAUCAAUAUGGGACAAAAUAGGUCAGACUUGGCAUUGCUGUUACUUAUUUAUGGCCACUGUGUUUGGUAUUAAAAUAUAUAAACUAUCAUUUGGAUGAUGGAAGUUUUGUAAGUGAUGUAAUUGUUAGAAUAUUAAUUAGAUGAUUACAUUAAUAGUUU
Molecule: messenger RNA, 1793 nt
Organism: Corylus avellana
Lineage: Eukaryota; Viridiplantae; Streptophyta; Magnoliopsida; Fagales; Betulaceae
Product: SEC-C motif-containing protein / OTU-like cysteine protease family protein
Biological process (GO): protein deubiquitination
Molecular function (GO): cysteine-type deubiquitinase activity
Source: RefSeq, a predicted model, not a curated record